Uranotaenia lowii is the source of this 3335-nucleotide messenger RNA. RefSeq names its product nucleosome-remodeling factor subunit NURF301-like. The transcript has 3 exons. Gene Ontology annotation, cellular component: NURF complex. Gene Ontology annotation, molecular function: RNA polymerase II cis-regulatory region sequence-specific DNA binding. The annotation marks the transcript as partial. NCBI's taxonomy places the organism in Eukaryota, Metazoa, Arthropoda, Insecta, Diptera, Culicidae. The record is from RefSeq and is a predicted model, not a curated record. Gene Ontology annotation, biological process: regulation of transcription by RNA polymerase II.
AAUCGCAGAGCAAAACGUCGCAAAGCUCUGCUCAGUUGCAGACGUACUUUACCAAAACGCUGGCAAUUUGCAUUCUGCGGGGUUUUGGUAGCCUAGUUUUCUUUCUUCCGGAAAUUAAGCUUCCUAAAUUGUAAAAAGUGAUUGAAAGUGCAGAGUGCUUCGUUGAAUUUUGGACGAUUUGUUUUGAUGGGAUAUUUUUUCGUAGCUGAUAUUUUGGCUCUGGCUGGCAAGUACGAUUGAUGUAAAUUUUUCCUCCUGUUGGAAAAAAGAUCCCACAAACACUAGGAUCGAUACGAUCGUGCGGAUAGCAGUUGGUACGGUUGUGUGAGUGCGAAUUUGCAUAGGUGUAGGUGUGCGCAGUACCAAUCUGGUUUGAUGGUGUGCGUGUGUCAAACUUUCGAAAUAGAACGGCGCUUCUGAUUGGUCGACCGAUUGACUAGCAUUGACUUGGUCAGUUUAGUGAUUUGGAAAAUUGGACAAAUUUUGCUAUUUAAAGUAGCUUAAAAUAUCUAAAGUGCUUAUCUCGUGGAUAAAAGUGCUAAAUUUCUGCUAAAAGUUAACAUUUGAGGCUCCAAAAUUGACCCAGGGAGCAAACCCGAACACAGCGCAGCAGCACAAGAUGGCGUCCGCGGCGACGACCAAUCAGCGACGAGCUUCUAUCGUGCCCGCACAGGAUGGUAAUUUUUCAUACGUUUUCGCGUCAUCGUGCAGCAGCAGCAGCAGAAGUAAAAUUUAGUGCGUCCUCGUCGCAUAGAACAAAACCCUCGAUCAGCAAAGAGCAUCGAAAAAGAGUGUGUGCAGCAGUGAAAAAUUUGGUCUGGCGCGGAAAAAAAUAUUCCCAAAUCCCAGCCUGACAUGUGUCAGGUGGAAUCGAGCGGAUACAGCGAUCACCCAGCGGAGGAUUCGUCCCGGAAGUUCUGUCUCCGAACAAUAAGCACACCAAAGAAGUAAAUCGUUCUUGCUACUAUUCAGCCUCAGUAGCUGUAUGUAUAAAGUUAAUCAAAGCUAAUCAUUAAAACCACAACAAAACAACCACAAUGAGUAACCGAAAAUCUGCCGGCGAGGGAUCGAGCAAGAAGCGUGGCCGACCUCCGGCUCGGGGCGCCAACACGUCUAUGGAGCGACCGAAAAGCAAGUUCCAGUAUCAUCUGCUCAAGAAGCCCAAAUAUUUGUGCAAGGAUGGCGAUUCCCGUUUCAGCACCCCGUCCGCAUCUCGAGCCUCCUCGCCACAGGGCAGUGAAGAAAGUCGCCCAUCGACAUCGCGUCGCUCAGUUCCGGCCCCGGUUAAAACACCUAGAGCCAACGCCAAAGGGAAGGGGCGACCCUCGAAUGGCGGCGGAAGAGGGCGAGGCGCCAACAAUCGUAAAAAUUACACCUAUCACGAGUCGGAAUACCAUUACGGGUCGGAUUUCGGCGAUGACAGUGACAAAAGUGACGCGUACGAAGAUUCGAUGCGAUCGGCUUCGGAUUCCGAGGAAAGUUUGGCCGCCGAAUCCGAGUCCGAUUUCUCGAUUCAGAGCUUCAGCGUGUCGACCGGUAUGAGCUGCCAGAAGGAGCCUUCGCCGGACCCGAUCUGGCUGCAAGACCGUGAGUAUCCUCCGUUGAAGCUGCCGCAGUCAUCGGAAGACUUGCUGGUUCCUCACUCGAUUGUGCUGAAGUGUACCUCGAUUUAUGAAAUUAUCCGUCGAUUUCGGAAUCUCGUAAGGUUGUCGCCGUUCAGGUUAGAGGAUUUUUGCGCUGCAAUUAUGUGUGAAGAUCUGAGUUCGCUGUUGACCGAGGUGCACAUCAUGCUGCUGAAAGCAGUGCUCCGGGAAGAAGACUCCCAACAAACGCACUUUGCACCACUGGACCAGAAGGAUAGUGUAAAUAUUGCGCUUUAUUUGAUAGAUUCUAUAACGUGGCCAGAAGUGCUACGAAGUUAUAUUGAAAGUGAUUCUAGUAUCUUAGAUCAGGAGGUGUUGAGUAUACUCAGCUUGAAUGAGUAUCCAUUUGUGACACCAGAGGAAAAGUUAAAGGUUUUACAAUUUUUAACCGAUCAAUUUUUGACUACUACUACUGUUCGGGAUGACAUGCUGCAAGAAGGUCCAAUCCAUUACGACGAUCAUUGUCGUAUUUGUCAUCGGUUGGGCGAUUUGCUAUGUUGCGAAACGUGCCCGGCAGUUUUCCAUUUGGAAUGCGUGGACCCACCACUAGUGGAAAUUCCCAACGAGGAUUGGCAGUGUAAUUUGUGCAAGCAGCACAAAGUAUCCGGUGUUAUGGAUUGUAUUUCGACCCAGGAGAAGCAGGGUCUCUUAUGCCGGCAGGAAUUGCUCGGUUAUGAUCGACAUGGGCGGAAAUAUUGGUACAUUGGAAGGAGAGUGUUUGUCGAGACGGAAGAUUCGUCCGAUGUUUGGUACUACAGCACUGUGAAACAAUUGGAACUGUUGAUGUCCAAAUUGGAUCCAAAUGAAUACGAGUUACAUUUGUACAAAGAAUUAGAGGAUCGCAAAGAAGAAAUGGUUCGUCAAAUGACUCUUACGGAAACAAUUACCAAUCAACAGAAAGGAAACAAGAAAUCAUAUAUUGAAUUCGAUAAUCAGCGCAUUGAAAAAUUAUUGGAAGACAAAAAUGUAAAAGGAGAUGAAAAGAUGGAUACAGAUGAUUCGCCAGAGGAGGGCGAACAAACUACAUCGAACGAUAAAAAAGAGGACGGAGACGAAUCUUCCUGUAAAGAGGAAGACGAUUCCAAGGGUCCCAAUGAAAAGCAUGUGACUAGAUCUAAGACUGGUUCGCUAGCUCCUCGUACGUUUAGUGUUGAUGAAUUAAAACGCAAAGGCUCGCUUACCAAAGAAGAAGAAGAACUACGUCUAACCCGUACCAAAACCAACCAAAUGUCUAACGGAACGCUCUACUUUAAACUGGGCAUGGAAAACGGAUUCAAAACUUACGUCAACCAGUAUAGUAUCAAUCCGAUUGCUUUGAACAAACCCCAACGAAACGAAGACCGAGACAAGAAACGUCAUCUAUCGCACAAGUUCUCUCUGACUCAGGCGUCCGAAUUCAAAUGGCUUGGAGGAGGAGUGCACAACAGCCAGCAACAGAUCAUAUCCACAAUCAAGCAGACAAUGAUAGCCCUAGAGCAAGCUGUUGCAUCACCAUAUCUGCACCAAAACUGGACGAAGCUCAGAAAAGUAUGGAUCAGCGCUAUCAGUGCCUGCAACAAAGCGAAGGAUUUCUCACGGAUUCUUUGUAUUUUGCAAUCCUGUAUGCGUAGUGUCAUUUUUGCCACCGUUUGGCAUGAACAGCUCGGCCAUACUCGCAUGUAUAGAAUAACGUCGGCGGAGCGGGAGGAAAAA